Molecule: messenger RNA, 603 nt
Organism: Phragmites australis (common reed)
Lineage: Eukaryota; Viridiplantae; Streptophyta; Magnoliopsida; Poales; Poaceae
Exons: 3
Coding region: 84-497 (137 amino acids)
Source: RefSeq, a predicted model, not a curated record
CGGCCCGGCCCAUAUUCGUAGUGCUGCAGGUGGGCCCACUCGAGUCGGGAACGAAUCGACUCCGGACGGAGACGGGCACGACGAUGGCUCCGGGGAAGCGAGGUAAGGCCAAAGGGGAGGCGGCGGCGACGGCGAAGGCCGCCACAGCCGCGAAGGCCGCCACAGCCGCGAACGCCGGCGGAGGAGGGUUCCCGGGCUGUCUUCGCCUGAUGCCGCCGUCCACCGUCGCCAUCUCGAUCCACGCCAAGCCUGGCUCCAAGGUCGCCAACAUCACAGAGAUCGGGGAGGAGGCGGUCGGCGUGCAGAUCGACGCGCCGGCGAGGGAUGGCGAGGCCAACGCCGCGCUUGUCGACUUUAUCAGCUCGGUACUUGGGGUGAAGAAAAGAGAAGUAUCUAUUGGCUCUGGUUCUAAAUCAAGGGAGAAGGUUAUACUAGUACAAGAUACGACUCUUCAAGGUGUCUACGAUGCUUUGAAGAAGUCCUGUAAUUGUGCAUGAUGUAUGUAUGCUAAAACUGAAGUUACUUAAAUGAGCAUCAGCUAAAUUAGCGGCCAUUGUAAUACAUAUUUGCCGUGUCAGUGCACUUCCUGGUUCCUAGUGAUCA